CUUGAACCCAGGUUCUUGUGCACUGUGAUGUGUGCGCUUAACCAGGUGUGCCACCACCUGGCCCCACUGGUGAUGCUUUAAACAAAACAAAUAUACUUACUUUGUCUGGAAACAGACUUAUUUAUUAGAUCUUUUAAUUUACUAUCUAGAUAAAAAUAGUCAUUGAGGAUUCAUAUGCAUUACCCAAUAUGGGCUUUAUUAUAUCAUGUAUAAUUUAAUCUCUGGCUAGGAAAGAGAAUGGAACUCUUAUUUUACAUGUUACUAUAAUGUACAUUAGUGAGCUCAAUCCAUUUAAAUUAACAAUACCAGGUUAGGGAUUUAGAAUACAGUACUAUGUGAAAAUAGUUGGCAGAGAAAUUCUUUCAUCUGCCAUUAAACAGACUAGAAAUGUUAUUUCAGACCCUAAAUCCAACUGAAACCCAGAAACAAUAAAUUGAGAGGAUGGGAUGUGUAAUUUGUGAACAUGUUUUUCCAAGCAGAGAAAGAAUCACUAUCUUUUGGCUGAAUUAUAUGUUGCCAUGGACAUGGCAGUAUGCAGUAAUGAUGCUAACAUCUAUACAGCUGUAUAACAACACAGCUUCUUCCUCUCUCAUCGUUCUCAGUAAGACUUGAAAAUAAUAGGUUUGUGUCGUAGUUUGGUAGAAAAUUAGAAUCAUUUAAAGUCCUUUCAGUUUCAGUCCUAAGAAGAAAAAAGAACAGAGGCUUAGGAAGAUGGGGAAGAAGAGCAAACAAAGUACAGGGGAAAAGUGAAUGUGUGAUAAAAUAGAACAUAUGUAAAGGCUGAAGAGGGGGUACCUUGCCUUUGUGGUGAAAAGACUUGGAUUUAGUUUUUGCUGCAUCACGUAUAUGACCUUGGACAAAGUCACAAUGUUUUUAAGACUGUUUUUGUAUCAUUAAGAUGGACUCAUAAUGGGAAUGUCCUCCAACUUAAAAAUAAUUCAUAAAUUAUAUAGCCCUAUAAGAAUAAGGGCUUACAGACAUUAUACUGUUGAAUUAAAGGUAGAAAAAAAAAGAAAAAAAUGGUUUUGAUAUUUUGGAGAUUGGCAACCUGGGUUCUAAUUCCAAUACAAAGCUAAUAGCCUUUGUUGCCUUGAAACAAAUAAAGCUCAUAGUCUUUAAUGCCUUGAAACACAGCACUCACUGUUUUCUCUUUUUUUGAGAAGCGAAGAUAGCAUCGCUUUCUUAGAGUCAAAUAUAGAAAAUGUAUGUGAAGGAAUUUAUCACUUAGUUGGUAUCUGAUGUCUCCUUUAGACCCAACCACUUAUUCCAUUAAUGUCAUCAACAAAAGAUGAUUACAGUGCAAUGCAUAAGGGCACUAAGGACAGACAGGAACAUAAAGAAAGUGAGGUAAAUCCAAUCCAGGCAGGGAACAUCAUCUACACUUGGGUGUCUUACUUCACACUUGCCCACUUGAAGCGAGGGUACCCGCACAACAAAGACAAGAAGAGUUGCGGAGCGGGUGAGUCGAGUGUCCUUUCGACUCUGCAGACUCGACGGGAGGGACCCUGAAAUUCUUAAUUAGAACUGGUUGCCAUGGCAGCAGUCUCUAGGCAGCGUGGGCUGAGCUCUGGGUAGGGCUAGAGGGUGGGCCGCCGCUGGACCCUGCGCGCGCCCGCCACCAACUUUCCCUCCAGACCCGAGAGGGGCGGUGCGCUCCGCCCCCGCCCCCGGGCCGCGCACGUCUGCGCUCGGAGGCGCGCACGCCUGCGGGAGCCCUCUCCAGGCAGCCUAGUGCUGAUCGCCGGAGCCCGAGCGGCUGUUAACCGCCCUUGCAGGAGCCCGAGGCUCGAGAGCAUCCCCCUCCCUUCCUGGGCUCUCCCCACCCCUUCCCCGGUCGGCCCCUGGGCAUGAGCAGCGAUGGCCGGCUGCACCCCUGAGGAGAAAACUUACCGGCGCUUCCUGGAGCUGUUCCUUGGCGAGUUUCGCGGACCUUGCGGCGGCGGCGAGCCCGAGCCGGAGCCCGAACCCGAGUCAGAGCCGGAGCCGGAGCCCGAGUCCGAACUGGUAGCGGCGGAGGCGGCCGAGGCUUCGGUCGAGGAGCCGGGGGAGGAGGCGGCCGCGGUAGCCGUGACGGAGGAGGGAGAGCCCGCGCAAGACCCCGAGGACGAGGCGGUGGAGGAGGAGGCGGUGGUGGCGGCCGAAGGCGCAGAGGAGGACGAAGAGGAGGCGGCGUCCGCGGCCCCGGUGCAGCCGCCGCCGCCGCCGCCGCAGCCCCAGCUGCCGCCGCUGCCCCCGCUCCCGCGGCCGCUGUCGGAGCGCAUCACCCGCGAGGAGGUGGAGGGCGAGAGCCUGGACCUGUGCCUGCAGCAGCUCUACAAAUAUAAUUGCCCUUCUUUUUUGGCUGCUGCUUUAGCAAGAGCUACAUCAGAUGAAGUCCUUCAGAGUGAUCUGUCUGCUCAUUAUAUCCCAAAGGAAACGGAUGGCACAGAAGGGACUGUGGAGAUUGAGACAGUGAAAUUGGCCCGGUCUGUCUUCAGCAAACUACAUGACAUUUGCUGCAGCUGGGUGAAAGACUUCCCUCUCCGCAGGAGGCCCCAGCUCUAUUAUGAAACAUCAAUCCAUGCCAUCAAAAACAUGCGCAGGAAAAUGGAGGACAAGCAUGUCUGCAUUCCCGACUUUAAUAUGCUCUUCAACCUAGAGGACCAGGAAGAACAAGCUUACUUUGCAGUGUUUGAUGGUCACGGGGGAGUGGAUGCUGCCAUAUAUGCCUCCAUUCACCUGCACGUGAACUUAGUGCGCCAGGAGAUGUUUCCCCAUGAUCCUGCUGAGGCCCUGUGCCGGGCAUUCCGGGUCACUGACGAGCGCUUUGUGCAGAAAGCAGCAAGGGAGAGCUUAAGAUGUGGGACCACAGGAGUGGUGACUUUUAUCAGAGGCAACAUGCUCCAUGUGGCCUGGGUGGGUGAUUCCCAGGUUAUGCUUGUGAGAAAGGGCCAAGCUGUUGAACUAAUGAAACCACACAAACCAGACAGAGAGGAUGAAAAGCAGCGAAUUGAGGCCCUUGGAGGCUGCGUAGUCUGGUUUGGUGCCUGGAGGGUGAAUGGAAGUCUAUCGGUCUCCAGAGCCAUUGGAGAUGCUGAACAUAAGCCAUAUAUCUGUGGGGAUGCAGAUUCUGCCUCUACAGUUUUGGAUGGAACCGAAGACUACCUCAUUCUUGCCUGUGACGGCUUCUACGACACCGUGAACCCUGAUGAGGCAGUGAAAGUUGUAUCUGACCACUUGAAGGAGAAUAAUGGAGACAGCAGCAUGGUUGCCCACAAGUUAGUGGCAUCAGCUCGUGACGCUGGGUCAAGUGAUAAUAUCACUGUUAUUGUGGUAUUCCUGAGGGACAUGAACAAAGCUGUAAAUGUUAGUGAGGAAUCAGAUUGGACAGAGAACUCUUUUCAAGGAGGGCAAGAAGAUGGUGGGGAUGAUAAGGAGAAUCAUGGAGAGUGCAAACGCCCUUGGCCUCAGCACCAGUGCUCAGCACCAGCCGAUCUAGGCUAUGAUGGGCGUGUGGAUUCUUUCACUGAUAGAACUAGUUUGAGCCCAGGGUUCCAAAUCAACGUUUUGGAAGACCCAGGCUACAUAGAUCUCACACAAAUAGAAGCAAGCAAACCUCACAGUGCCCAGGUUUUGCCACCAGUUGAGAUGUUUGGUCCUGGUGCACCAAAGAAAGCCAGUUUUACUAAUGAGCUUAUAAUGGAGAAAAAUUCGAUUCAAUCAUCAUUGCCUGAACGGAGUGGUGCUGGAGAAUUCCCCUCUUCUCUUAAUUUGGGUCCAACAGGGCAGCAAAUAUACAGAAUGGAGACCUUGUCUCCUGUCUGUCCUAGGAUGGAAAAUGAACAGGUCAUCUUCCUGGGAAAGAGGGUUUCUAGAUUGUUUCAUUUACGCUACCACUAUUCAAAGAGGUGGCAUGGAUUCAGGUCUAACCCACAGUUUUAUUCAUUUCUCUCUAUUGGAGAGUCUUCCCACAAAAUAGGCAUUAGCUUGUCCUCACUUACUGGAAGUGGGAAGAGAAGUAGGAUGUUAAGAAGUUCUCUGUCAUGGAGGCAAAAUAGUUGGAAAGGGUACUGUGAAAGCAUAAAGAAGUUCAGAAAGAGUAACGAUAUUCCAUAUCCAGAUCUUUCCCGGAGCUAUAAAAUAUAGUAUUUUCUCUUAAAAGUAGGCUAGCUAGUUCUCUCCUAAUAAACACACCACUAUCAGAGUAGAAGCAAGUAGACAUUUUUGAAUUAUAUGUGCUUCAUUAUGAAACCAUGGAUGGCUCAAUUCUUAAAUGUAAAUAGAUCUCUAGGAAACUCAAAAUAGUGUUUUCAAUAUUAAAAAGUAUUGGCAGUUUCACUAACAAAAUUAUACAACCGAUCCCUGUGAUGUGUCUCCACACUUCCAUACAAACCCCACCCCAGAUCCUUUCACAUAACUAUUGGAAGUUUGAGUGAUUUCAGCCAGGAUAUAGAGUGUUGAAAUCUCAGUGCAGAUGAAAUUUGGUCUGAUGUGCCUAAUAUAUCUGAGGAGAAAUUACUGAAGAUUUAACUUUAGGUGGGGAAUGUUUCUCAAAAGGUGGAACUAUGAGAGAAUCCCCUAUUCUCUAUUUGUUAUGUAGGUAAAAGAUCAAAAGCCAUAUGGGUUUUAACUGGUAACAAAACUAGAAAACUAGUACAAAAUGUCAUGUUCAGAUCUGUGAGGUGACACAAGUAAAAAAAAAUAAUUUUAACAUAAACGUUUUUUUGAAUUAAAAAACAUUUUUCUAGGGCUGUAGCUAUUUGAGAAUUUCAUAAUCUGUUAUGGUGCUUACGGUGAAGUUUUUAUUAUUUGUCAUUUUAGAAGACUGCUGUCAACUCGUUUUGAACUGAUACUAAUGUGUUUUUCACUGUACCUUCAUCUCAGGAAUAAAACUGGUUCAAUGGAGAUGAUAUCAGGUACAAAUACACUAGAAUCAAGUUGCCAUAUAAAAUAUCAAAUAGUAUUUCUAUAUUUUCUGCCUUUACUUUUUUGAAGUUCAUAGACAGCAAAGGCAUAUAUUAUUAUAAAAUAAAAAAUGGUUUUGGAGAAUGAGAAUGCUAGUUUUAACUUCUCUAAAAGCUCUCUCCCCAAUAAAUGAAGUAACUAGUGUGAGACAGGCCAAGAGUAAAUGCAGAUUACUGAAAUUUGUUUAGCUGUAAGCGGAGAAAGGACCAGAGACCUGUUAUAUACAACUUCAGAAUGCAGGACUCUCAUUUCAAUAUUGAUGUUUGGUAAUUUUUAAAAAAUUAUUUCCUUUUUGCCACUUCUGCAGUUUUAAGUCAGAAGGAUCUCUUUAGAUGAAGACAUCAAAAUACACUAAUAAUCAAAUUCAUUCAGUGAAGCAGCUGCUAAUUAGCCGAGAAUCAUGAAUAGCUCGACACUACAUUGCCCUCCCCCAGUUAACCAUGGAGCAGCCAUGUCAAAGAACAGGAACUGCGUGCUGUGUGUCAGUCAUGCACACCAUUACCAGGCACUAAGCACUCUUGCUGAGCAGUACCCAUUAUCUACCUGUAUUCUUACAUAGUAAUAUAUAGUAAUACAAUGAUUUUAUGUUCCCUGGACCCAAUAAUGAAGGACUAAAAUUGCUGGACUUUAAAGACCAGAGGACUGUAGUACACUUUGGGUGCCACUAUAACUAAAUAAACAUAGAAAAGCAGUUUUACUUUAACAAUCACCAAAUUGUCAAUCUAUGAUUUUAUUUUUUUUAAUUUGGAUGUUAAGUAGACUUUUUUCAGUAUUUUAUCUUGAUUUUGACGUAAUUUCUUCGUUUCUCAAGUCCCAUGACACAUGGUUGAAAAGAGGGAGUAAACAAGGCUCAACUCUAGUUAAUCAGACUCUUUGCACCAUCCUCAUGUGUUACCACCACACGUGGACCUCACUCACGUCAUUUUCUGAAGCCUAGAUCUUGUUAAGCCAUCACAGGUGCAGUGUCCAUUUCAAAUCAAAUUAUCUAAGGAAAAAAGAAAACAAAGGCAGCAGAAUUAUAGCUUAUAAUAUACUAUGAAACAUUUACCUAAGUUAAAAUUUUUUAAAUUUUCUAGUUUCUUGGUAAUAUUUUUGAUCUGAAAAAAAAAAAUGGUGACAGAAGGUAUAAGGGAUAGGUUAUUUUUUAUUGGGGAAAAAUGAUUGGAAGGAAAUGAGAUGAAACAUAUGUCAAACCUUAAAGGUCUGGAUUUUGUAGGUCUGAAUACAUACUUUUAACUCCAUUUCUCAUUAACAGCCCUCUAGAAAAUAAAGGUUAAGUAGUUCUAGUGUGAUCAAGCUAUACACCAAUAAUGUAAAAAAAAAAAUAUAUAGCAACUAUUCAUUUAUUCACAACAUGCAUAUUUAUAGAGUAGCUAGGUACCAUUUGUAAGGUAAGUCCUUUAAAAUUCUAUAAUACAUAUUCAAGUAGCGGUUAUUGGUUUGAUAUAUGCUGCUUUGGGUUCUAUAACCUAGAUAAAAAGCAGUGCUUUGUGAAAUGCAGUGUUAAAUCUUAAUGCCACUGGUGAUAGAAAGUAGCUCCCCUUCAGUUCAAAUCCUGUGCCCUUAUUUGCUGCUUGCUGACGUAAGCAAUAAAAUCCCUCUUACUAAUGGUAUCUACACAUUUCUGUAACUUGUACUUAAUGAUGGUGUAUAUGGUGACUGUAAAAAUAUUAGAGAGCUAUAAAAGUAUCUAUAUAAUAUAUCAACUGUUAAUGCUGAGUAUAGUCUGUGAAUUAUGUAUUUUGUACUUUUAUUCAUUGUGUAACUUAGUGGUGGUGAAAGUUCUAUACUCAAUAUUCAGAGUGGCAAUAUCCCUUUUUCAACUUAACAUGAUCUGCAUCAGUUUGUUUGCCUGCUAAUAAACAACUUUUUGUUUUUGUUAGAAGAUAGUAAAAAUACAAACAAGAAAGUAUAGUAUUGAUUAGAGAAAUAGACUUCAAGUCUUCAACUGAAGUCAUCAAAUUGCUUUUACAUUCACUGUGAGUUUCAAAGGGAGUCUCCCUGACUGAAAGGUCUCCUUUGUUUCACUUUCUAGAUGUGUACUUUUGAGGGAUAUCUGAGGUUAAGUAACAUUACAGCAUCAAACACUGGGGCUACUAAUCUCACUUAGGUCUGUAGUAAAGAUGGUGAAAACACACAUGUAUAUAUACCUUUUCUUUACCUAGAAGUGCCAUCCAUUCAUUGUCCUUGAGUUACUAAAAGUUACUGUUGCAUUUAAUUAAACUAAGAGGCUCCAUGAAAGGAACACUUUUUUCCCCCAAGGACAAUGUCAACAAUGUCAAUGUCAACACUGAGUCUGAUUCUGGCCACGUUUAUAGUGGUACAAUGUCAGCAUUGCAUCUUCAUGACAACCACACCCCACUGUUGGAACACUGUGCCAGUAAGAAGUGCAGUAUCCAGUGGGCAGAUGAAGAAGCUGCAUAAAGAAGUUCAGUGUUUACAGAUAAAACUGCUGUGGUUGAAGCACUUCCUUUGCCAUCGAAGACUUGCCAAGACUUUGUGAGAAAGUGACUAAUUAAUAUUUUAAUGUUUAAAUAUGAUUUGUUCAGUUGAUGAAUAUUCUCACCUAAGCAAGAGCAGAAGAGGGGGAUACCAUAGUUUGAGUCACAUCAUAAUUUGGUACAAAAAUUCUUUGGUUUAUAAAUUAACAACAACAACAGAACUUAAAGAAAAAAAAUGUAAUGUCAAAGGAUGACUACCCAUUCUUCUGUUAUGACUUGAAUAUUUUAAAUGUUUUUUUUUCCCUCAAAAUACCACAAGUAUUAUGACUUUCAGGCUAGUGGAACUAUGUGGAAAACAAUUUCUCUCUAGCAGCACUGUAUAUUCCACUGUGAAGACUACUGUGCAAACUAGAAAAUAUGAACUCAGGUCGGGAAUUCCAGAAUUGGCACAGCCGAAAAGGAAAUUACUAGAUUUUGAUGUAUUAGGUAAACCACAGGCACAGUAUUGUCAACUCUUAAUCUAGGUGCUCUUUGGUGAGAAACAUGCUUUGUUCUCCUGUUUGUGGUCUUUCUCUGCAAAGAAUUCUCUAUGGAGUGAAGUGAACGAAGUGAAUCAUUUCUUACUAAGGAAAUUCAUCAAUUUACACAUCUGCUAUACAGCUCACUUUUUGAGUUCAGUUCUCAUCACGAGUGAUCCUUUACACUAUUUAUUAAAACUGUUCAUUCAGGUAAGAAGUAUGUUGAAAUUGUGCCAAUAUCUUAAUAAAACCCAGCAAUUUAAAACCA
Erinaceus europaeus (western European hedgehog) is the source of this 8171-nucleotide messenger RNA. RefSeq names its product protein phosphatase, Mg2+/Mn2+ dependent 1E (gene PPM1E). The record is from RefSeq and is a predicted model, not a curated record. The coding region runs from base 1858 to 4125 and encodes 755 amino acids. Gene Ontology annotation, molecular function: cation binding; protein serine/threonine phosphatase activity. NCBI's taxonomy places the organism in Eukaryota, Metazoa, Chordata, Mammalia, Eulipotyphla, Erinaceidae. The transcript is spliced from 7 exons. Gene Ontology annotation, biological process: protein dephosphorylation; negative regulation of protein kinase activity.